Messenger RNA from Oikopleura dioica, 540 nucleotides. The record is from the annotation of a GenBank genome assembly. NCBI's taxonomy places the organism in Eukaryota, Metazoa, Chordata, Appendicularia, Copelata, Oikopleuridae.
AUGGAAUCGUUUGCAGAUAGACUCGCUCGGGAAAUCAUUAGAGACGUCAAAAACGACUUCGGAAGUGCCAGUAGCUCACCAGCCGAGCAACUAGCCGCUAAUCAUGGCUCUAACAGUCCAAAUCAAAACAGAAGCAGUUUCUUUUCCAAAUUCGAGCAACGACCGCACAAGCGACUGAAAGGGCCGCAAAUGGGCUUUCCGGAGAGAAAACGACGAAACGAUGAGGAUAAAGAAAUUGACCUCUUAGCUGAUCGACUGACUACGGAAAUUAUUGAUUAUGCUACUAGCUCUGAUGCUCCGUCGAAAGGGAGGAAAAAAGAGCGCAGAAGUCGACAAGAUACCGAUUCGGAAAUCGACCAAAUGGAGAUUUACUCUGAUUCCACCCAACCCGCUUCAGAAUAUCAAAAAACAGUCAUCAAAUAUCAAAACUCCGAUGGAGCUUUUUCAGAACCAGCGCCAGUUGCAACUUCUCGUCGGGAAAGUCUCUGGGAAAUGAAAGUCCCGAAAAAUAAUAGUAUUUGGAGAAUGACCGACGAAUAG